AUGGCUGCACGAAGGAUCUCUUCAAUAUGUCUAGCACGCUCCAGCCAGCGCCCUCUUGGCUGCGCACCCCGCUCUCGGUCACAUUUCAGUCUCCCUCAACCACGGAAUGCGCGGCAGCUACAGACAGCGCCGAUUCUAUACAGUCAACAACUAGCAAAUGUCAAAGUCAAGCGAGGUCCAGCGACCAAGAUUGUGCGAGGAGCUUCCAAGCUGUUCAAAAGCGCAGAUGAGGCGGUCACGGAUAUAGAGAGCGGUUCAACAAUCUUGAGCGCCGGGUUCGGGGUCUGCGGCACUGCGGAAACCAUAAUUGGUGCCAUUGAGAGACGGGGAGUUAACUCUCUCCAUUCCCUAACAAUUGUCUCGAACAAUGCGGGCGGAAGCAUUGGGGGCGGAAUCACACCCUUGGUAGAGUCCGAGCAAAUCUCGCGAUUAUUGUGUUCACAUAUCGGGGCAAACAAGGAAUUGGAGAAAAAGUAUCUGCGCGGGGAGAUUGCCAUUGAACUAUGUCCCCAAGGCACGAUUGCCGAGAGGGUGAGAGCUGGGGGAGCCGGAAUCCCAGCGUUUUUCACACCAACUGGUAUUAAUACGCCAAUACAAUCCGGAGAUAUUCCUGUUCGUCUCGGGCCCAUUGACAAGGCGACAAAUACAGCGACAGUUCUUGAAGCAGGAAAGCCAAGGGAGACCCGUAUUUUUGACGGAAAGGUAUAUGGCAUGGAAACCGCGAUAAAAGGAGACGUUGCAAUCCUCCGAGCACAUAAAGUGGACGAGGCAGGGAAUUGUCAAUUCCGUUAUACCACCAAGUCAUACAAUCAGCUCAUGGGGAAAGCCGCUAAGAUCACCAUUGUCGAGGCCGAAAAUAUUGUGCGCGUUGGAGAAAUACAUCCGGAUAAUGUGCACCUCCCCGGGAUCUACGUGGACCGUAUAGUUCCUGCAGAGGCACCGAAGUUAAUCGAGGUGCGAAAAACAAAUGAGGUUAAAGAGGAAAAGGGCGGCGAUGCGUCGAAGUCCGAAUCCCAAAUCCGAAGAGAGAGGAUAGCCAGGAGAACUGCAAAGGAACUCAAACACGGAUACUACGUUAACCUUGGUAUUGGUAUUCCAACUUUGGCACCGUCAUACUUGUCCCCUGAGACUAAAGUGUGGCUGCAAUCUGAAAAUGGAAUCCUAGGAAUGGGACCCUACCCAUCAGAAAAUGAAGUCGAUGCGGAUUUGGUCAACGCUGGGAAAGAAACGGUAACUCUCAUCCCCGGCGCUUCAACAUUCGAUAGCGCGGAAUCUUUCGCCAUGAUUCGUGGCGGCCACAUUGAUGUUUCCAUUCUUGGAGCAUUGCAGGUAAGCGCUACGGGCGAUCUUGCCAACUUUAUGAUUCCCGGGAAGAUGUUCAAGGGCAUGGGCGGCGCCAUGGAUCUUGUUGGAAACCCCGAUCAGACCAAGAUUGUAAUUGCCACGGAUCACGUUGCGAAGGAUGGUAGCCCGAAAAUUGUGGAUCGGUGUACAUUGCCAUUGACUGGGGCGAGGGUCGUCAGUACUAUUAUCACAGAUUUGUGCGUGUUUGAGGUUGAUCGAUCGAAAGGGGGACUUACCCUUACCGAAUUGGCUCCGGGAGUGGAUGUCGAGAUGGUGAGAGAGAAGACGGGGGCUAGAUUUGCAGUUGCCGACGACGUCAAAUCUAUGGAAUAA
This is a messenger RNA of Venustampulla echinocandica, 1677 nucleotides long. RefSeq names its product Succinyl-CoA:3-ketoacid-coenzyme A transferase. NCBI's taxonomy places the organism in Eukaryota, Fungi, Ascomycota, Leotiomycetes, Helotiales, Pleuroascaceae. The coding region runs from base 1 to 1677 and encodes 558 amino acids. The record is from RefSeq and is a predicted model, not a curated record. Gene Ontology annotation, molecular function: succinyl-CoA:3-oxo-acid CoA-transferase activity. The transcript has 9 exons. Gene Ontology annotation, biological process: ketone body catabolic process.